This is a messenger RNA of Megalops cyprinoides (Indo-Pacific tarpon), 3248 nucleotides long. RefSeq names its product component of inhibitor of nuclear factor kappa B kinase complex (gene chuk). Gene Ontology annotation, biological process: tumor necrosis factor-mediated signaling pathway; peptidyl-serine phosphorylation; positive regulation of transcription by RNA polymerase II. The transcript is spliced from 22 exons. The record is from RefSeq and is a predicted model, not a curated record. The coding region runs from base 409 to 2694 and encodes 761 amino acids. Lineage: Eukaryota; Metazoa; Chordata; Actinopteri; Elopiformes; Megalopidae. Gene Ontology annotation, molecular function: IkappaB kinase activity; ATP binding. Gene Ontology annotation, cellular component: IkappaB kinase complex; cytoplasm.
UGUCAGACCAUGUCUGACAGGAACAGCCCUGAGUAAUGUGUCCUUUUUUUAACAGAUAAAGCCAAGGCAGAUAAAACAACUAGCACUGAGUCGCAGGCGAUCUCAGUCGGGCACACUGUCACGUAUGUUGUAAUUGUUAAACUUGUUAGUUUUCUUCUGGACUAUUUUGCACGGUGUUUAGACACAUUAAAAUUACAUAUUUAGCAUAGCUGUAGAGAACGUGCUAUCUCUCGAGCUAGCUACUGUACUGCACUGCUGCUAAGGUGAAGUAGCUCACAGGCCUAGUAGCAAGCUGUAAAAAUGGAUUUGGAUGUCCCUGGAAUUGAAUGAACUGGCUUGCUGCAAAAUAUAGGUCGCUAGAUGUCCAUCAUUCCUCUGAAGGAACGUAUAUAGUCAAUCAAGCUCACGAUGGAGAGACCCCCGUUUAGGCAGAAUCAAGUAUGUGGAGCCUGGGAAAUGAAGGAGAGAUUAGGAACCGGAGGGUUUGGCCAUGUUUAUUUGUAUCAGCACAUGGAAACAUCAGAGAAAAUUGCAGUGAAAUUGUGCCGCCUGGAAUUGAACCAAAAGAACAAAGACAGAUGGAGCCGUGAAAUCCAGAUCAUGAAAAAAUUGAAUCACAUCAAUGUGGUGACCGCAAGGGACGUACCUGAGGAAAUGAAGCACAUUGCGUUGAAUGAUCUCCCACUCCUGGCCAUGGAGUACUGUUCAAAGGGUGACCUACGGAAGAUUUUGAGCAAGCCAGAAAAUUGCUGUGGACUGAAAGAAAGUGAAGUGCUGUCCUUGCUCAGUGAUGUUGGAUCAGGCAUCCAGUAUUUACAUGAAAACAAGAUUAUACACAGAGACCUGAAACCAGAAAACAUAGUGCUACAAGACAUGGAAGGAAAGUUAGUUCACAAAAUAAUAGAUCUGGGCUAUGCCAAAGACCUUGAUCAGGGGAGCCUCUGCACAUCCUUUGUGGGAACAUUACAAUACUUGGCCCCUGAACUGUUUGAGAACAAGCCUUACACAGUGACUGUAGACUACUGGAGCUUUGGCACAAUGAUCUUUGAAUGUAGCUGUGGGUUUCGUCCAUUUUUGCACAAUCUUCAGCCUGUGCAAUGGACAAACAAAGUGCGAAACAAAGGUCCAAAGGACAUCAUGGCUGUUGAAGAAAUGAAUGGCGAAGUGAGGUUUUCUACACACCUGCCCUACCCUAACAAUCUUAGCAGAACAUUGUUGGAGCCUCUGGAGAUUUUGCUUCAACUGAUGCUGAAAUGGGACCCCGUUCAGAGAGGUGGAGCGGUACACCCGGACACCAAGCAACCCCAGUGCUUUGCAGUUCUGGAGCAGAUAUUAAGCAUGAAGGUCGUGCACAUAUUGAACAUGACCACCGCCCAGAUACACUCCUUUCAACUGGCACCUGACGAGGGGCUCCACAGCCUUCAGCAGCGCAUUGAGGCAGAGACAAAAAUUGAACUUAUGAACCAAGAGCUGCUACAAGAGACCGGUGUUAUGCUGGACCCGAGAAAGCCUGCUGCCCAGUGUGUCCUGGAUGGAGUUAGAGGCUGGGACAGUUAUAUCGUCUACUUGUUUGACAAGAGCCUGACAAAGUAUUCAGGACCGUUCAGCGCCAGGCCACUUCCAGAUAACGUCAACUUCAUUGUUCGAGAAACCAAGACCCAGUUACCUCUGACGGCCCUGAAGAAAGUGUGGGGGGAAGCCGUGAGCUACAUCUGCGGGCUGAAGGAGGACUACAGCCGCCUCUUCCAGGGUCAAAGGGCAGCCAUGCUGAGUCUUCUUCGUUAUAAUACCAACCUAACCCGAUACAAGAACCAGAUGUUUGCUGCCUCCCAACAGUUAAAAGCCAAGCUCGAUUUCUUCAAGAGCAGUAUCCAGUAUGACUUGGAGAAGUACAGUGAUCAGAUGCACUAUGGGAUAUCUUCUGAAAAGAUGCUGAAAGCCUGGCAGGACAAUGAAGAGAAAGCUGCUGCAUUUGCGCAGGUGGCAGAGGUGGGCCACUUGGAUGAAGAGAUCAUGGCUCUCCACUCCGAGAUCGUUGAGUUGCAGAGGAGCCCCUAUGCGCGUCGCCAAGCGGAUGUCAUGGAGCAGCUUGAGGAAAAGGCAAUAGAGCUCUACAAACAGCUCAAGAUCAAAUGUAGAAUGCCUGAACCACAGCACGGUUAUAGUGACAGUUCUGAAAUGGUGAAGGCUAUCCUGCAGACUGUCCAGAACCAAGACAGAGUUCUGAGGGACCUCUAUGCACACCUAAGUAAAAUCCUCAUCAGCAAGCAGAAGAUAAUUGACCUGUUCCCUAGGAUUGACAGAGCCCAGGAAAGCAUCAAGGAAGCUGACAGCACAGUGGUGCAGAUGCAGUUAAAAAGACAGAGAGAGUUUUGGCAUUUGCUGAAAAUUGCCUGUGCUCAGAAUUCCACCCGGAACUCAAUGACUGUGAGUCCAGAAGUAUCAAACCCUCCACAGCUUGCAACCUGGACUCAGUCAGCACAACCAGUCAGUGCUCCAAAUCCUCUGAUGUCCUUACCUGGACCAAACGACAGUGACGCUGUGCCUCGCUUACUGGAAGAGAAUCAGAAGUACCUGAACCAGCUGACCAGUUUAAUACAACAAACCACUGAAAAGCAAUCAGAAAGUAUUGUGGAUCAAGAUUGGAGCUGGACUAAAUAUGAGUCUUUGUCUGUGAAAUUACAAAAUUUAUAGCUAGCUGGCCUACAUCGUUUUGGCCCAUUCAUCUGGUAACACUAAGAGAAUUUGCUGUAAAGCCUUGUUACCAACAUUUGCCGAAUGCUUUCAUACAGAAUAACCAAUACCUACCAACGUCUUGUUCUGUUGUUCUACAGUUUUUUCUGGUGACACACAGUCCCAUGCAGUUUGUUCAGUAUGUACAUAAUAAAUUGCAUCGUUCACAGUUACUUUACCAAGUUGAACUGUCAGUAAUGCAAUGUUACAUGUGGACUGACUCAUUUGCUGUUAUAGGUGUAUUUUGAUUCACUGAACUAUGAAGGACAAUAUGAAUACAUAUCCUGUGUAAUUGUUUCUGCCAUUUUCUUAUUCUAGUAAAAAGUUCUACUCUUUCCCUUUCAGAAAUCUUUAAAUAGUAGAUGUCAUCAUACAUACUGUGAGGCAAAUCCUUCGAUUAUGUAAAAAGUUACGUAAAGGAUAUUAACCAUCAACUGCACUUUACUGGCUCAAAUGAAUUCCUUCAUAAAUUUAAUGUAAAGCUUACCCAAGAAUUGAAGUCUGUGUCUUUCAGU